Molecule: messenger RNA, 11558 nt
Organism: Ctenopharyngodon idella (grass carp)
Lineage: Eukaryota; Metazoa; Chordata; Actinopteri; Cypriniformes; Xenocyprididae
Gene: wnk1b
Product: WNK lysine deficient protein kinase 1b
Exons: 31
Coding region: 680-7927 (2415 amino acids)
Biological process (GO): positive regulation of sodium ion transmembrane transporter activity; negative regulation of sodium ion transport; protein phosphorylation
Cellular component (GO): cytosol; cytoplasm
Molecular function (GO): protein serine/threonine kinase activity; ATP binding; potassium channel inhibitor activity
Source: RefSeq, a predicted model, not a curated record
GUUGAACUUGGCCUGUAGAGCAAACAGCACGAUGAACGCGUAGCUGUGCCUAAAUCUAUGGAAUUUAUAUUUUCUGACCAUUCGGUUUCAUAGCCUUUUUGUCUUUAUUGUAACUAUUUGGCUAUUACCGCUCUUAAAUUAUUCGCUCGGCCAACUGCAGCUGUUGCUUUGUCUACAUCAGAUGGGAAUGGAUAUGACGAUACGAAAGUAAAUCUGGACCUGGUUUUUGGUUUUGAAGCCAGGUUUCCUGCAAUUUGAAGGUCUGAAGAACAUCAAGGCUCUUGCCCUUUUCCCUCUUGCGGUCCCUUAUGCUCAAUGACGGCUGUCUCUGGGUCACUGCAGGAUGGAUGAAGUUGAUUUGACAGUUUUUGUCUGUCACCAUCAGUGCUUGCCUCUCAGUGACUGUGUCUUGUUCUUUUACGUUUAUAAAAGAACACCUCCUCUCUUGGGCUCUGGCCCCUUACACUGUAAGAGUAACUGUUAGUAAGGAAUACCCCACGGAGGGGGACUUCCUGCAAACUCUGUGGUUCACGUGAGAUUUUUUUUUUCUUUUUGUGCCACAGAAAGUCAAAGCAGGAACAGGAAAUUUUUGCAAAAGGUCAAGGUUUACAUUUGAGUUUUUUCAUAAUAAUUUAUUUAUACAUUUAAGAAUUUUUUUUUUUUUUUUUUUUCUGGAGAGAUGUCUUCAGAAAAUCCUAACAAGGUGGUGACCUUCUUGGCCCCUCCACCUCCAAAAAAUGUGAACGGCUCCGGUUCGGACUCACUGGUGGGUGAGAAGCUAGACACGGAGGUCAGAAAGCGACGCCACACCAUGGAUAAAGAUCUGAAGACGGCUGAGCACAGAUUUUUUAGGCGUAGCGUCAUCUGUGACUCUAAUGCCACAGCCCUCGACUUGCCCAGCAAAGCCUGCAUCCUCACCUCGCCUCCAGACUGCGAGCAGUUUGUUGUGCCUGUGGUGCUGGGUUUGGCCCCUGAUGUAACCAUUAACACCCAAUCGGGUGUUUCGGGGGCAGUAGUGGAAGAACAUGCAGAGGACGGAAGAGGUGCUGGGGUUGAUGGGAUUGUGGAGGCACAGAGCCCAUCUGUGCAGGAUGUGUGUGCGAGGCAGGCCGAGGCCCUUGGGACGGUGGAGAUAGAGCCCAGCGACGUGGGUGAUAAGGAGCAGGAGAGCGGAGUAGCAGACAAACGUGAGGAGGAAGAGAAAGGGGUGGCGAAGGCCCGUGCUGAAGCUGAGCAGAGGGAAGCUGAGAAAAAGGUUCAGGACGACAUCGAAGAAGUGGAGACCAAAGCUGUGGGAACCUCACCCGAUGGCCGUUUCCUCAAAUUUGAUAUCGAGAUUGGACGUGGCUCGUUCAAAACUGUCUACAAGGGCUUGGACACAGAGACAACGGUGGAGGUUGCGUGGUGUGAACUUCAGGAUCGGAAGCUGUCGAGAUCAGAGCGCCAGCGCUUCAAGGAAGAGGCUGGCAUGUUGAAAGGCCUGCAACACCCAAACAUUGUGCGCUUUUACGACUCAUGGGAGUCGCCUUCCAAAGGCCGCAAGUGCAUCGUGCUGGUAACGGAGCUCAUGACGUCAGGAACCCUAAAAACGUAUCUGAAGCGCUUCAAGGUGAUGAAGAUAAAGGUGUUGCGGAGCUGGUGCCGACAAAUCCUAAAGGGCCUGCACUUCCUCCACACCAGGGCUCCUCCCAUCAUUCACCGGGACCUUAAGUGUGACAACAUCUUCAUCACCGGACCUACUGGCUCCGUUAAGAUUGGCGAUCUGGGAUUGGCCACCCUCAAGCGCUCUUCAUUCGCUAAGAGUGUCAUAGGUACCCCUGAGUUCAUGGCGCCUGAGAUGUACGAGGAAAAAUACGACGAGUCGGUGGAUGUGUACGCCUUUGGAAUGUGCAUGCUGGAGAUGGCUACCUCUGAGUACCCGUACUCUGAGUGUCAGAACCCUGCUCAAAUCUAUCGCCGAGUCACCAGUGGAGUUAAACCUGGCAGUUUCGACAAGGUAGCCAUUCCAGAGGUGAAAGAGAUCAUUGAAGGAUGUAUUCGGCAAAACAAAGAUGAAAGAUACGCCAUCAAGGACCUUCUGAACCAUGCCUUCUUCCAGGAGGAGACUGGGGUGCGGGUGGAGCUGGCUGAGGAAGACGAUGGGGAGAUGAUCGCCAUCAAGCUCUGGUUGCGCAUUGAAGAUGUCAAAAAACUGAAAGGCAAAUACAAAGACAAUGAAGCCAUUGAGUUCUCCUUCGACCUCCAGCGUGACGUCCCAGAAGAUGUGGCUCAGGAAAUGGUUGAGUCGGGCUAUGUUUGCGAGGGCGACCACAAAACCAUGGCCAAGGCCAUCAGGGACCGUGUGUCUCUGAUCUGCCGCAAACGAGAGCAACGGCAGCAGGUGCGAGCAGAGCAAGAGAAACGCAAGCAAGAGGAAGAGCAGAAGCAGGUGUCCAACGAGUCGUUGAAGAACGUGGUCGGCUCUCAAGGAACCCAAGGUUCUGUACAGAGUCAGUGCAGUUCCCAGCCUCCAACUCCUGGCCUUGUCCAGCCUGAGUGUGAGGAGCUUGAUGCAGACCAGCAGCUUCAGUACAUGCAAAGUGGAAUGACCUCGGCUGACGGGACGCUUGAGAGUGGUCAGGGUUCAUCCGUGUUCUCAGAACCUCACCUCAGCCAGCUAAGCAUGUCGUAUAGUUCUCCUGCAACGUCGCAACAGCAGCAGGUGCCUGGACAGGGCGCCUACCCUCCCAGCUCUCAAGCUCCCCAACAGCACACCGCAUACCCCCAGCAGCCCAUGCCGCAAUCAGUGAGUCAGCCGUACGGUGGAGGAGGCUCGGGUCUGGUCGAGCCCCCGCUCUUUUUCCCCACCAUCCCGGAACGGCCCGUCUCAUUCUCCCCUCCGCCAUCUUGCCCGCCUAAAGCUUUCAACGUGCAGCGGCGCAAGAGCACCUCCAUCCUGGAGGCCCACACGCGUCACUUCCAGCCCGCCUACCACCGUAGCUACGGCAGCAGCCUGCACCCGUUCUCUGGCGUGGAGGCCCUGGGUGCCGGCGUCGAACCCUCCCUGUUCAUGAUGCCUGGGAUAGCAGCUCAAAGGUUGGCUGAGCCACUUCACCUACAGCCCCCGGCGGAGUCGCUAUACGGAUAUAAGGAUAUGAGGGCCGAGCAAGAGGAAACUGUACGCAGACUCAGCCUCAACCAGGCUGCAUUAAUGGACCAUCUUGAAGCCAUGGCCUACGGUGGCUACCCUAUGACUGCACAUCAGAUAAGCCAAAUCAGUUUCCAUCAGCAAAUGCAAGUUGCUGCUGCUGCCGCCAGCUUGGCCUAUGAGACUCAAUCACAGCCUGGACCAGCUUACCUACACCCUCAUGUCCAAAGCCACAUGCGCUUGACCCACAGCCCCAUCCCGCAACUACCUACCAUGACUGUGUCUAGCUCCACCUCUGCUCCCCAGCAAACCGCACCUGCAGAUCCAGGCUAUCAGCCCCACUCGUUUCCCCAUUCUGCACCACCCGUGCUGGCUCAUACAUCCGAACCAAGCACCGCCUUUGAAUUCCACAUGCACAACCUGCAGGCAGACCCAGCCAUGCUGGCAUCCAGACUCUACCGAGCCCGUCGGGGCUCAAUGGACCUUAACCUGGAGGAAGCGACUGGCAACCCGGGCUUGUGCGGUCGACUGCAGCCCGUCACCGAAGAACUGUACAGCUAUGUGAGCCCGGAGCUGCCCCUUCCCCCAGGCAGCCUGCUUCUCCAUGGACAUAAAGAGCUCAGUCCUGAGCCUUCAAGUGACUCCAUGACCUCCUCCGAUGCUGGGGAGUUCCACUCACCUCCGCCUCAUCCAUUGUACCAACAUCAAGACUGUUCUGCAGCUCAAUCCAUCCCACAAACUUCUUACUACAAAACAGACGGAGGGAGCAAUGUCAGUGACGGACACCCACCCAGUCAACCGAUGUUUCUGUUUGUUCCACCCUCUGAAUCGUCCACCAUUCCAUCUUCACACAUCAGUGCUCUGCACAGUACCUGGGCCCGUCAACCAUCCCUUCCACAGGACAUCGCAUACCACGAGCCUGCCUUGUCCCAUCAGGGAGCUACCUUGGUGCAGGUCCCCAUCCCUCAGUCUUCAAGUGCCGUGUCUAUGGUUUCCUGCAGCACCCCAUCAGCUGCCGCUGCUUCUCAACAGUAUGGAGUUUACUACGUCCAAGCACUCCCUUCGCAGGCUGCUGUUCCACAACAGGCCUCUCUGGUGCUGUCAUCCCAACCAGGUGUCUCACUACCCCAACAGCAAGCUCCCCAACAGCCUCCCAGCACUGUGGUUCAGAGCAGUUCUCAGACGCAGGUCCAGCCCGGACCCCAGCCCACACAGACACCUCAUAGCGUCUCUCAAACUUUGACAACAGAGCUGUCACAACUCCAAACUCCUGCUGUGGAGAGCGGUCAUUCUGAUGUGGCAUCUGGGCUCAGUGAUGGCAAUGAAGGCGUAACGGGUGGCAGGCAUGAGGGUCGUUCUGCCAAACGUCACCAGCGCAGAUCAGUGCGCAGCCGUUCACGCCAUGAAAAGACCUCUAAGGCCAAGCUCAAUGUUCUUAACAUCUCCAGCAUGGGCGAUAGAGUUGCGGAGUGUCAAUUAGAAACGCACAACAGGAAAAUGGUGACUUUCAAGUUUGAUCUUGAUGGCGAUAACCCAGAGGAAAUUGCACAGAUAAUGGUACAAAGUGAGUUCAUUCUAGAGAGCGAGCGUGAGUACUUCAUUGAGCAGAUCCGAGAGGUCAUAGAAACAGCUGAUGAGAAAGGUGUGGAGAGAGAGCGCAGCCAGAUGGUCAGUGUUCAUGAGCAGCAUAUGCCUACUACAUCAGCGCCUCUUGAACAAGGUGUGGCGCCUAGUUCAGCUGCCCAGGUGGUGCACUCUGCAGGCCGCAGGUUUAUCGUCAGUCCAGUGCCUGAAUCCAGACUGAAGGAUCAGUUCUUUAGCGCACCCCCUCCCACAAUCCCUCUUCGUGAAGAACCUUCAACCUCUGUGUCAGUUGCAGCGCCUGCCUUGGGGCUUUCUAUGUCUGCAUCUGCAGUCAGUCUACAGCAGGCAUUCUCUGAGAUGCGUCAAGGCCGGUUUGACCCGGGUCCCAGCACUGCGCCACCAAUGCUCCAUGUCUCCAUGCCCCCUCUGGUGCCUGUUGCAACACCCUUGCCCACUAGCACCGCUCCUGUUGUCCCUCCCCAAGUGUCUUCUGAAGUGACUGCUUCACCAUCUCUACCCUCAGUCUCCAUAAACCCUCCGGGGUCAUCGUCUCCUCCUCCUACCCUUCCCGCCUCUGCCGUCACCUCCCCUCCAGCCCAUUCACUCCCUCUGCCUCAACCUGCCAUCAUCAGUGUUAUUUCCACCCCUUCCUCACUGCCAAUGCCAGCUGUGCCUGCCGCCACAUCCUUCCCCCAAACCCCAGUCCCCAUGCCUGUACCCGCCAGUACUGUUGCCCCGCUCACUCACCCUGCAGCUCCAAUGGGAUCUGGCAGUGGUGAACAGCUGCCCAUCCCCUGCACCUCAGCUCAGCUCACACCAGCCUCCAUCACCACCACAGCCAUCCAGACGCCACAGCUCGCACCAUCCACCAUCCCCGACACGGUUAUUCCCGUCUCAGCAGCUCAGUCACAAAUGCCCACCCUCCAGCCGGUUACCACCAACAUACCAGUUGUGCAGCCCACCCCCAUGCACAGCCAACCUCAGACCUCCACCGUGGCCAAUCAGAGUCACGCACAUUCUGUGGAAUGUGACAGCGACCCGCAGGGAAAGGGUGUCGAUGACAUCCAGGCUCUGGAUAAGAAGCUGCGGUCGCUCUUCAUGGACCUGGGCUCUGGUCCGCCCUCUGCACAGUCUGAUGUCACAUCUGACCCCUUGGCGGCCCCAAGUGUCCCUGGCACCUCCUCUCCAACUGCCUGUGCCACCCCUAGUGGCACCCCUCUCCCUCCCUCUAGUUUACCCCUCAACUCCUCCGGUCAGCCCACUGGCUCUCCAAUGACCUCCAUGGGCAAUGGCUCCACCCCGGUCGGCUACAGUCAGACGACUCCAUCAAAAGCGCCGUUAUCAAGACUACCGGUGUUGCCUGUCGGCCCAGAUCAGGCUGGCACGCCGCCCACAGAGCACCUACCACCCUUCCCAGGACCUUGUUUAACUCAGUCCCAGCAGCCCCUGGAGGAUCUAGAUGCCCAGCUGAGACGGGCACUGAGUCCAGAGACCGUUCCAAUCAGCAAUGUCACGCACCAGCCAUCUCUUACUGGGAUGCCACCUGGAGGACAGCCAGUUCCAUUUUCUUUGGAUGAUGAGCAAGCAGCUGCACCUACAGUUGGAGGAUACAAACUGGGACGAUUCCAGGUGUCGGUGGCUCCUGAUGAGAACGCCUCGCAUGCUCCCACAGGCUCCCAUGACUCAUCCUCCACGUCUUCUUCCUCCACCACCACCUCUUCUUCAUCAUCCUCCUCCACUCUCUCUAGCCCUGAAAACACACUGCACCGAACCUCCUCUCCCCUCAGAGACGUAAGAGCAGAUGUGGUCGAUGGCCUCCCUGCUCUUCCCAACCAGAUGGCAACACACCCGCAGCCCACCACCAUUGGCCGUUUCCAGGUUACCACCAAAACAGACACGAAGGUGGGGCGUUUCUCAGUGAGCAGAGCACAGGACGAGGCUGCAGCAGCUAGCUUACAACCCCCAGAACUCCAGCCAGCACCUCAAGCCCAUCCAGCCAUGGGCAACGGUCCAGCCCAGAGUCCCGGGAGCCUCAACAACUCUGUCAGCUCCUACUUCAGCAGCGACAAUGACUCGGAGUUUGAAGAUGAGGACUUUAAGAGAGAAGUCAGCAAGCUGAGGGAGAAGCACAUGAUAGAGAGUCAGGCCCUGUACACUCGGCAGAAGGCUGAGAUUGACGCCCUUUUUGCCCGAUUGGGCAAAGUUCCACCCGCCAUGGUCAACCCACCUGUGGUGAACCCAGCUGGCCGCAGACGACGUCCCACCAAGAGCAAAAGCAGCAAAUCCAGCCGCGGUAGCUCCCAGGGCAGCAAGAGUCCUGUACAGCCAGCAACCAGCACUUUAUCAGCGCAGAGUGCUCCCUCCGUGUACCCGCCCCAGCAGGCCUUCCUGGCCCCUGGGGGGAUGAUAGAUGGGGGGAGUAGCCCUCUGCUCCAAUCCUUCAAGCCCUCCCCCUCUAAUGAGAACCUGUGCUCCGCUUACACCAGUGACGCCACGCUCUCUGCGCCCAGUCUGUGCGUCACCUCGCAAGGCUGUGUAAAGUUCAGCUGUGGGUCGGAGAGAGUGACCUUCAAACCAGGUGGCAGGAGGACGCGUUUUCUGAGUACGCCCUGCUUGGCUCUUUGGAAGAUGGUGAAAAAAGUGUGCCCCUGCAACCAACUCUGUAGGACGAGCAGCACCAACACGGUGGUGGGAACUGGUCAGAAUCAAAACCAACCGCCGGUCUCUCAGUCCCAGAGCUGCAAGGGCAUGUUCACAGACGAGCUGCACAAAUUGGUGGACAACUGGGCCAGGGAUGCUAUGAACCUGUCGCAGGGCAAGAGAGGCUCCAAGCACCAACAACAAGUGGCUCCUCAGGGCCACAGCUACGACAUGGUCCCUCCUACCAACAUGGGCCGUAAGUACUCGGCUCCAGGCCAGCUGUGCCCAAGCAUCCCUUCAACUUUGAGUGGCCACUCACCCAUGCCCAACACUCCCGCUACCUCUUUGGGGGCCCGGAAGGGCUCCUUGUGUCCCACGCCACAGUACGGCUUCCCCUCCGCACCUUACAGCACCCAGUGGGCUGGCUCAGCCGCGCACACCCAGGCUGGUCUGCUGGCCACCUCACAACCCCUGGGCCAAUAUCCCCAGGUGCCCACCCCUUUACAGACCUUCCACAUCAGCACUUUGCAAAAGUCAGUGAGCCACCCGGGUGGACCCAACCUGAAGACAACGUAGGGCAGGGCCUAGCCGCGCCAGGCCUAAAUAACUCUCGAGUUGGGGGUGGGGGCAGUCAGAGGCAAGGGGGACGGACUGAAAGUGGACUUAAGCAAGUAUUUGAUUGCAUUGCAGAGAUUCUGUCACAAGAGUUUCCUUUGGGUGAUUGAGAAGGAUAGACGCCAGAAUCGUCCUGCAUGCUCACAGAUACGCCACAGGGAUGAUGCACAACGACGCAAGGGAUAAGAGAAGAUGAAAAUAAAACAAUGGACACUUUGAGUACAAUGUUACGUGGCCAAAGAAGGUGUGACCAUUUUUAUUGUUAAGGUGUGUGCAUCCUUCAUCACCCAGCCCCAAACAUUUAAGGGGCUUGACUUGUGUUUAGAGGUUUGCUGACCUAAGAUGGAAUGAAUGCCACCUCCACCCGUCCCAGAAUCCAUCCACCUGUAUAUCCUCUUGAUAGAUUCAUCAAGCAUAUCACCAAUCAGAGGUCGGGUGGGUGAUGGUGAGCGGCAAAGAGACAAACCUAGUGUCCUUGUUCCCCUCUUGCCCUAAACCCUCUGCUGCAAUGCCAUGGAAUAAUGCAAUAAUUACAAUGGUAGAAAAAGCCCAUUUUAAAACACAGGAAGUGGCCUUCAUUAGAUAAAACAAAAAAAGAUCCAUGUACAGAUUUCCUUUGUUUUUAAAUUGGGUUAUGAGGGUUUUGAUUCCAUUUGCUUGGUUGAUUGGUUGGUUGUUUUCUUUCCCUAUGCCCUUCAAGCCGGCCUUGUGUAGCAGAAUGUUAGGGACAUUUUUUUGUUUUGUCACAUGUUCAGAGGCCUUUCAUCUGCCCCCAAGGUUUGUACCAAGCUCCUACAGCUCCCAGCAUGCUUUGCAGCACAUUCACACGCUUACAGUCCUCUUCUGGUUCUCUCAUUGGGCCACACCACAAGGUGACGUGUAAUAUAAUGGAUACAAUCAGUAGGAUUGGGGUUUGGAUACGAAACUAGGGGUCGCGGGACCGUGCCGUCAUACACGUACUGCCUUGGAGGCCCAUGAAGCUUUAAAUCUAUGACUAAUGUAACAGCUUUUCUAAUCAUGGCAGCAUUAGGGGCCUCUUACGAUAGUUUGAUCGAGACAUUCAAAUAAGAAUUCGUGUUCUGUAUGGACCUGUAUUUACUCAUCAGUUUUUGAUGUUGAAACACUGUGAUUAUUAUAAAUGUUGUUGGACAACAUUAGCUAAAAAGAAAAGUAGACAAAAAAAAAAAAACAUGAAAUUUUCGAGGGUUUUGGAUAUUGGCGUUCAUGAGAUGUAAGGCUAGCUAUUUCAUUAUUCACAUCUUAUUGGAGACACUUUAACCCUUUUUCCCCUUUCUACUUUCUUUAUAUUAUUAGAUAAAUGUGAAUGUAAAAUGGAUUCAAUUAAUGUACUUGAAGAAACGAAUCUUUCCUUCUUUCCCUAUGCCCAGUGAGCUUUCCGAAGAUUCUAGUGCCUUGCAUUAUUCUUUUAUUUAAUUUUUUUUUUUUUUUUUUUGCUUCUGGGUUUGAUAUAUAAGGCAGUGGAGAGUCUCAAGCGUGCGCUUGGUUUGGAGUGCUGGUCUUUUUGACUUCACAGAGGGUGAAUAUUAAUAUAUUGCGGGAUCGAGGUGUCGUUUUGGGUGCCGUUUUGAACUGGCUACGACUGAAACCAUUUGAUGGCACAGUCCUAGCCUUUAGGCAGAGUUGCAAAAAGCUUCAUAUAUAAGGUGCAGAAACACAUGAUCCAGCCAUUAUAUCACAUUCAAAGGCUGUGAAAGUACUUGAGGAUUGAGUUGUAGAUACUUUGAUCGGUCUAGCUUAGUAUGCAAGCGCAAGUGUGCCUAUCAUCAGUGCACCCUUCCAUUUAAACACUGCUUUCGACAACCACAGUGUCUUUGUUUUCCAGAUGGAUUCUUAAACGGCAUGAGCGGUUCUUGUGAAGGUGAGGGUUCGGCUCAGAUAGAAACGCAGGAUGAGGAAAGUUAGUACGCAUGAGACAGUAUGUUGUAAGUAUUUCAGAACCUCCAAUAGCUUGCAGUAAUUGCAGCACUUGCUUAAUUGGUUUUGACACCAUCCAGUGUCAGACCCUCUCCGGUGUGUGUAGAGAGGCACGUUUUACUCAUUUAGCAACAGAUGUGACCGCAAGUGUAACUUCACAAGUGAGAAAAGUACCAGAAAUGUUAGAAAAGACAGCAACCCUUACCGACACAAGAGCGCAACGCUCUGCCAAAACAGCACUGUUGAAGAGUAGCCUAAUUCUCACUGAUUUCUCAUCAAUCCUCUACUUUUUAACUCGCACUGCCCAUAUAAGUUCUCACUGUACUGGCAACGGCCUUCGGUUUUAUGGCAGAUCAGUAGCUUCUUUAGGGGGAUCUCUCUCUCUCUCUUUGUAGCAGUCGGUCAAAUCACUCUUGUAAAUGCUUUGGUUUGUUCUAAAUACUAUCAACUGCGUUAGACCUGCAACGUCAGACUACUUUUUAGCAUCACGUUUAGCACAUUCGACUGUGCAGAUGAAAAGAGAACAGAUGUACAAUGUACAGAUCCGUAGAGCAUUUUAUUUGGGGUACAAACCAUAGUGGAGAUGCUCUAGUCACCUUAACUACUGAAAGGACUUAGAUUACAACUGGUUACAUACUGCGUAGUGUGCUUUGUGUGAAACGUGUGGCACGGGAACUUCACUUUAGGUCAACUGUACAGUAUAGAUUCUCAACUGGCUCACUAUAUUUAAAAUGCAAUUGUGUUACCUUUUGCUUUGUACACAACGCUUUUCCUGUUUACAGCUCGUUUUUACCCCCGUCGUUCGGUUCGUUCAAACUGUGAACACAUCAAAAGGUCUUUAACAAAGAGGUCCCACCUGCUCAGUGUUCAGACUAAUGAAAUACCCUCUGAGUGCCAUGUCCCUGUUCCAGAUACAACACAAGUGUUAAUUUGCUCUCGCUGUAAGAAACGGGUCAUCCUGUUUGACUGUAGAGGGCGCUAAUGUAACUGCAGUGCAGGACAUUUAAAUGAGAUUCACCUCUGACCUCUGAUGUAAAUGAUAACAGCACCUUGAAAAAUACAAAAACCUCUUCUUCUUUUUUCUUUAUCCUUCACUUUACUUUGAAAAAAAUUGCGUUUGUAGCAUGCUGAUGUUCGAACGAGCCGUUCAGUAUCGAUACACAUUGUGAUUAUAUAUUUUUUUUUUUUGCAUGAUACUUCAGUUACACAGAAAAAAUGCACACAAACUCACUCAAAAAGUAUCUUAUUGAAUGAAACCCUCUUUCUAGUCGCUCUCCUGUGGAAAGAAAUACAACAGAACAAUGUUUACUUAAUGCUACUGACCUGUCAUUAAGUUAUUUUGUUUUUUUUUUACUACUAUCUGAUCCGCUUGUUUUGCUGUCUUUUGAGUCUCUAGAUUUUCUUCUGGCGACUUUCAUUCAGUGUUUUUUUUUUUUUUUUUUCUCUCCGUAUGAUAUUUAACAUUGUACAAAAUGUUAAAAGAAUUCCUUAAAAUGAAAACCAAACAAAAACAAGUAGGGAAUCAUCUGCAAUGUUUAACUGUCUGUUUUGCACUAAGUAUAGGAUGUUCAAGCUUCAUAUAAAACUGCGCUUUGCGCUCCAAUAAAACAGCGUUUGUUACCUUAUUUGUAAACUUAAUAAAAGUCAUUUAAAAUAA